This is a messenger RNA of Clonostachys rhizophaga, 552 nucleotides long. Lineage: Eukaryota; Fungi; Ascomycota; Sordariomycetes; Hypocreales; Bionectriaceae. The record is from the annotation of a GenBank genome assembly.
AUGACGGCCGCCACCGUUAUUGCCAUGCCGUCCAUCCCUGGGAUUCAGAGCCCCUUCACUGUGGGUGAUAUGGACAUGUCCAACACCACGUACAAUGGGCUCCCUCGCAUCCACUCCGAUACGAGCGUCAGCCACGACCAUGUCAAAAAGCUUGAGACUAUAAUCGCUCAGUACAACCUGCGUGAAAAGCUGGGUAUCCACCUGCUUCACAACCACGAGGACAUUCCAAAUGGGCAGAUCAAUCUCGAGACGAAGCUGAAGACCAUUCCAGUUCAAGAUGGUCAGGCCAUGGAGUCCGCUGCCGAAGUCGAAGUGGGCAAGUACGGAACAAUCGUGUUGCCCAAGUCUAUGGUAGAUGCCGCGGAGCUCGCUGCUACGAGGUGGCCCAAUACCAGCCAGCCUUACGGCCCCGAUGCAAAACCGGUACCGGGUACCCAUUGGGCUAAAGUGAAGGUUAGGACCGAGGAGACUCACAGGGUUUUUGUUGAUCAGGUCGAGAACGAAAAUCAACUGCUGGAUAAGUUGGUUCGCCCGGGAGUUAUCGAAGUCUGA